Messenger RNA from Antechinus flavipes (yellow-footed antechinus), 989 nucleotides. RefSeq names its product DMRT like family A1 (gene DMRTA1). Gene Ontology annotation, cellular component: nucleus. NCBI's taxonomy places the organism in Eukaryota, Metazoa, Chordata, Mammalia, Dasyuromorphia, Dasyuridae. Gene Ontology annotation, biological process: sex differentiation; regulation of transcription by RNA polymerase II. Gene Ontology annotation, molecular function: DNA-binding transcription factor activity, RNA polymerase II-specific; RNA polymerase II cis-regulatory region sequence-specific DNA binding. The record is from RefSeq and is a predicted model, not a curated record.
CCUCUUCAAGAGUAGGAGAGGCUGGUUAUGGACAGCAUCAAGAAAGGUGACCUUUCUGACUUCUUGUACCUAACCCACCGUAGCAUCCCGGUGAUGGAGGCUGUCAAUGGCAGCAGCAGUGACAUCAGUAGACAGAUCUUGGCCUCAGGGUUGGUGGUCCCAUCUCCAGCGACCGCUUCCUCUUCGCUGCCCAUGGUCUCCAGGGUAGCCUUCCCUCCAGCUUUUCUCCGGCCUUCUAGCUUGUUCUUGCGGGCAGCAGCCGUGGCGGCCGCCGGGAGUGGAGAUUGUUCCUCUGCUGCGGGGCAGGAGAAGAGGACCUUAGGCUGGACACCUAAGUGCGCUCGCCGUCGCAACCACGGGGUGUUGUCUGCACUUAAAGGCCACAAGCGAUUCUGUCUCUGGAGAGACUGUGCUUGUUCCAAGUGCACUCUGAUCGCUGAGCGACAGCGAGUGAUGGCCGCCCAAGUAACGCUCCGCAGGCAACAGGCUCAGGAGGAGAGCGAAGCCAGCGGGCUACAAAAAAUCCUCUAUUCCCGGCAAGUUGCAGAUUGUCGGGGAGACUGCGCGGUCUCGGAGUUUUCAAUUGCAGCAGGGGUAGGAUUGAGGGCUGCAGAGGGGCUAAACCUAAGUACUGGGGCUCUAUGGAGUCGGCUGGUUGCUUCCUUCGACAUUUUCCACCUAGAGUAUCUGGAAGUUAAAAGAGGUGAGUUGGUUUCCUCCUUGUUCAAGACCAGAUUUAACUUUGUAAAUGGCAUUGGAGCAUGUAAUGCUGACUUAGAGUGCAUUUGAAGAGUUAUUUGCUUUGAAAAAAAAAAAAAAGAUUAUCAGGAUUUUUCAAGAAAUCGUUAAAAAUCAUUUAACAAGGGCUAAGUAACCUAAUGGUGUAACAAUAUUUCGAAAAGCAUAUGCUAAUCUACUCUGGGAUAGUUUUGUUUUGUGGAAUAGUUAUUGUGUCCACAAGAGACUGAAAAGAAAAAAAAAAGGUCCAA